Molecule: messenger RNA, 1074 nt
Organism: Cuscuta campestris
Lineage: Eukaryota; Viridiplantae; Streptophyta; Magnoliopsida; Solanales; Convolvulaceae
Source: the annotation of a GenBank genome assembly
CUUAAUGUCCUCGUACAACAAGGCCGUUUGAAGAUAUAGCAAUUUUUCUCAACUUUGUUUAUUUUAUUUAUUUUUAUUACCGGGGCCGUUCAUCUUUCCCGUCCGUUGUAAUCCGUACAAAAAUUUGUAACAAUCUUAAGGUAGUAGUGAUAUCCGUGGCGGGUAUGGACGGAUUCGGUUUUGACGCUCACACCGGAAACGGGAGUAGUUCCGAGACUCCGGUUGUGAACGUUUCGGCUGGAUUGGGUGGCUUUGUAUGGCAGACCACUCCGAUCAACUUUCCUUUCGGAUCGAUUGCGGCCGUGGGGUCUACUCCGAUCACCACAUUCGUUGGAUCGAGCGCGACUAUGGGGUCCGCUCCAGUCACCUCGGUUAUUGGACCAACCGCGGCCACGGCCACAAUGGUCACCCCAUUCGGACCGAAUAUGGCUUCGGCCAUACCGGUCAUUCCCUCACUUGGACCGAACACGGGUGUCUUCACAUUCGCACCGGUCGGACAUCCUACUGUCAUGCUGCCUACAAACUCUGUCAAAGAACCGGCAAAGUUCACGGGUGUUGGUUUUAAAAUAUGGCAGCAAAGGAUGUUGUUUUGGCUAACCACCCUCAACCUUGCGAGGUACUUGAGGGAGGAUCCCCCUGUUGUGGGGGAGAACGCGGAUGAGCCAACAGUUCAGGCUAAAGAGGCAUGGAUAGCGAAUAACUAUACGUGCCUUAACCUUAUCCUGAAUUGCUUGAGCGAUGCCUUAUAUGCUAUUUAUAGCAGGGCUGCAUCCGCAAAGGAGUUGUGGACUACACUGUCAAACAAAUACCAGGCCGAAGACGCCGGUGCGAAGAAAUUCGUUGUCGAACAGUUUCUUGUUCGUCUCCGGAUCCGUGAAGAGGGUCUCACUCGCGAGAAGAAAGUAGCUGUUGCUAAGGCCAAUGUGGUGGAGCAUCCAUCCAAAGAGGGUUCUUCCAAAGGGCCCAAGCCGAAUAAGGACAAGAAGAAGCUUGGUCCUAAAGGAGGCGUCACAUAGCCCAAGAGUUACAACUUUUUAAACUCCUUUAUUAUAAAAAUCAAAGGCUCUCUCAUUU